GCAGCGUCUUCUUUUUGUCAUUUUCUCUUGGCCAUGUAACACUGUCGACACAGAAACACAGAAACUCUCGGAUGGACAAAGAUCUUCAAGAACCGUGGAGUACUACGCCGGUACCUCAACGAACAUCAAUCAAGUCAGGAUAAUAUGGUAUAGUGGUAUGCGAGAACUUCUCAGCUGAAGAGAGAUGUGAUAUUGGCGAGCCAAACGGUUUCGAGCAGUCUCUAGGGCCCGAGGUCCUUUUGUUCAUGCAUCAAGCACGAGGUACCGGCAAUAACCAUUGAAGCCCAAAUUCCUUUAAAUCUUCAUCCUCUUUGUCUUUGGGUUCUCUCUCCACAACUACAACAUGCUCGUAUCCCAUUCCUCCGGUGAAUGUGAUGUGUGUUUUAAAACGUUCAAAACCGAGACCAAAUCAUUGCCAUUGACGUCCAAUAACGCGGUUCAUCCACGCCACCCUCAUGUACUUCACUGUGGUCAUGUUUUCUGUAAAAGAUGCUUGGACUUGAUGGAGGCGAGAAUGGAUCGCAAAUGCCCUCUAUGCAGAGCUACUUUUGAUCGAACAGACAUCAGGAAACUACACCUUGAAUGCUUCGACGACCGCGCCGAUGUCCUGCUACAAAUUCUAAACAAAGCUUGGGAUGAGGAGCAUGGAGAGCAUCUGAACGAUGUAAUUGCCCAAGUUGAGGAGUUUUUGGAUACAAAAGGGAAACAUGAGUGUCUAGGCUUGCGAAUCGCUCUUAGGGCUUUCUACGAACAUUUAGAUGAUUCUCGUGUGGAACGAGAGGCGCCUGGGGAUACUUCGUCUCAAUUUGUGAAUAACUUUUGGAAUGAUUGGAGCCUGAUAGAAGGUAUCAUUGUUAUAGUCUUAGUGAUGAUGAUGUGGAUAUGCCUCCCAUAUCCCUCCUUUGACUACAAGCCCGAAUUGGAGUACCAACGAGACCAGGCGUCGCCGCUCGCAAUUGUAUAUUGUCCGCAAUAGCGGGACUACCAGUGCGGAAGUUGAACGCUGAUGCAGAUGGGUCAGUGGUUGAAUUGUGGAACGCUGAGGAUAGGUAUCAGGAAGAUCGGCGAAUGCAUGGAGGACUGGAAACCAUAUAACGUUGUAUACCAGAGCAGAGAGAACUACUCCGAAAAUCAAAAAAAUCCGAUAUGUACCGUUCCCAAAGACUCGGUUUAAGACAUGUCGUAC
Messenger RNA from Marasmius oreades (fairy-ring Marasmius), 1186 nucleotides. RefSeq lists its product as uncharacterized. The record is from RefSeq and is a predicted model, not a curated record. Lineage: Eukaryota; Fungi; Basidiomycota; Agaricomycetes; Agaricales; Marasmiaceae. The transcript is spliced from 8 exons. The coding region runs from base 344 to 976 and encodes 210 amino acids.